AUGGGUGAACUUCCUGGAAAUGAGCUGCGUUUCCGUCGCGCUCUGUAUCGCAUAUCCGCAGGUGUCCUUUGCCGGACGGACCUAUGUAUUAUUGAAGGCUUCGUGGAUCAUUUGAUGCGUGAGUCUCCCGGAGAUGGUGAAUAUACGCUAUCGGUGCGCGAUAAUGCCCUGGAGGUGGCCAGUUCCUUCAACAAGUUCAUGUAUCAUAGGGUGGUCCUUACCCUAGUACCGAAACUGGAACGUCGCAUUAGGAGCAUCGUGAACAAACUCAAAAUCCUUUUGACAAUACACAAAGAUGAGAUCCAGCCAAUCACUCUUUUGCAAUCGAAAGGUGUUGGUUUGUUUCAUCUGGCACUUGUCCGACAUGCCGAGUGUCGUGUCGAACAGUUGUCCGUUCUUAAGACGCUCCUUGCCGAUUCGCAAUUCGUCUUGUCACCCUUCUUCGCUAGUUUAAUCGCAAAUCUACUUGAGUCUAUUACUUGCGAAGAGUUUGAGACUUACAUUUCAUCGGACAUUUUAAGGCUGUUGAAACGAGGGCAAAAAGGGGUAGCUUUUACUCUCUUCACACUACAGAAAUACCUAAAGCCCCACGUCACCUUGAGUAGAGCAGUUGAUAUAACGGAGAACCUUAAGCAGUUCCUUAUGCAGCAAGACGGGACAACCAUUUUUGGAGCUGAGAAGGUGCCAUAUGAAGAGGUGAAGCGCAAGGGACCAUAUGGCCAGGUAGUAAGCGAAUUGAUCCACUGGUUCUCAGGGGCCGCAUUUCGUUCUUCCAAUUGCCCCCUCGCUAAAUAUCUCCGAGGUGUUCUGGACAGCUUCUCAGGGACUUCCCGCCUGAGCGCCCCGAAUCAGGAAAUCAAUGCACAGCUAUUACUGUUGCUGUUACCCAUUAGGCUCGAGGAGUCUAUCGAUGCAACCCUAGUUUCAAAUGUAGUUGAGUCGUAUAGGUUGACUAUAAGGAGGAUAGCAAAAUCGCACCCUUUGGAGUCAGUCCAAUUAUACUUUAUCCAAAUAGUUGGACAUCUGCUCGCGCUCCUCCCUGACUCGGAUUUUGAAAACCUAUUGAUGGAUAUUUUGUCGGAGCAGAUGAAACCGUUAGAGAAGUUAAACCAGAAAACGAAGGAUGUUAGAAUAAACGACGCCAUUGUCUCUGCUACCCUCUACGGUUUAAGGUACGUUACAGGUGCUUAUCAAAUGCAUGGCGGCCCGAGAACAUUUGAGGGGGCAUCCAAGUUGAAAGGCUACUUGACUACUCUAAUCCAGUUCAGUCAAGACAAGCCAGUAUACAAGAAUUGUUUGUUCGAAGCAAUGUUUGUAAUGUUGCACCUGGAGCCCGAUGAUGUAACUUACCUUCCGGAAUCUUCUACCACUGCUGCUGCACGUGCUUCAGAACAAAUGAAGUUGUCUAACGUGUUAGAAGCGAUGCAUAUAAAUAACCGUGAUCCACUUGGCCAUCUGUCUAUGUGCGAAAAUGCAUUAAAAAGACAGGAUAUCACUCCCCAGGAUGGCAAAAUAUCAACACUGAUGGGGAUGAAAAAUAUUCCUAGUAUGGUGGAGGCGGUUACCGAAACUACGGGCAGCCAGCUAUAUGCAACAAUGGUAGACUUGUAUGAAGAAUUGUGUAAUAAGAAGGAUGAUGUGAAACAUCCAGUGCUGGCAUGUGUUUACACACGACAACAUGUGGAAAGGCGUCUUCAAGAUUUUAAUGGCACGCUGCAAGAGCAUCACAUUUACAACAUGCUCCUCACCAUCUUACAUUCCUCAAUCAAGUUAAAGUAUAAGAAAUCCAUCCGCAUGCUGCGAGAUGCCUGGAUGCGUUACAACAGCGAUAAGCAUUUGUUCACUGUUCUGGUUCAUUGCAUUCUUCUUCGAUGUCCUUUGGCUGAGUUCCCGAACGGCUCAGAUUUAUCGCGCAUUAUAAACUCACGCCCUUGCAAAGUGAUACGAGUUCUGGCACCCGUUUCGUUGGACGAAAACGCUGUUUUCGGUAUUGUGCACCAUUCCGUGGAAGAGGGAACAGUGCCGUUAAUUUUGGAUCACUAUUUGGCGUUUCAAGAUGCAGACGUCUCAGAACUCAUUCGUUCAUUGUUAUUGGCUGCAGAAAAUACGUUGAAUAAACUAAGGUCUUUUGAAAAGGAGGACUUUGAGAUAUAUCUCGCCCCUGCAGACAAGCUGUACCAGGAUUCAAGGCAAUAUCAACCUAAUAUCCACCAAAGCGACAAGAAAAAGUUUAGCAAUCUUACAAAACAACAAUUGGACGAGAUGCGAUACAAGGACCAGUGUGCUGUAAGGCGUGAGAUAGCGCAUCUUGUUAAGAAAGUUAAUACAACCUUGUAUGCACUAUCCCGCGCAUUGGCACAUAAACGUGAUUACUUGAAGGCCUUUCUACGUGAUUUUCUGGUUAUCUGUAAAAUGGCGCUAGGAGUGAGUGUGUUGCGUGGUUCCUUUUCCCUGUUUAUGGAUAUGCUAUGUCAACAGUGUCUUAUUGGCGUGCUUCCCAACACCGCAGGGCGUAUUUCCUUCAUACUUCAAUCUAUAUAUUCGGAGCAGGAUUAUCGCAUUAAUUACGACAAUUUGAACGUUGCGCUUAACGAUUUGAGUGACUCGUGUGUUACGAGCACAGAAAGCGGCAUUCUCAUCACUGAGAUAACGACCUACGUGCUGAGCAGUUGCGAUACGAAUAUCAGCAUCAAGGAGGCUUGCCUGCGUGUAAUAUUGAAGUUCCUGGGAGAUAGGGUUGAUAUAGGUCAACGCAAUAUUAUUGAUGCAGUUGCGGCGAAUUUGCGUAAUGAGGCAUUAUAUCCAUCCAUGAUAGCGACCCUCAAAGAGGCGGUCAAGUACAUGGUCGACCAUGAGGGAAUCACUUCAAUAUGCAAGAUAGGCCUCUCCAGCACAACGAGCCUGGUGAGGGAGGUUGUAGCGUUUUAUGUGCGUGAUCGCAGACCAGAUUCAUUGGGCUCUAUCGCCAAGUAUUUGAUGAUUAUGGGGAUUGAUGUAGCUGGAUUAUCAUGCCCUGUUAAGCACAUCAUCGAUCUUUUGCCUCAAUAUGUUGAAUGUAAUCCUGAACUUCUGGACUUGGCACCGAAGGUAUUUUUGCUGUACUCAGUCAAUGACGUAAUGGACUCCUUUCAGGCUUGCUAUCAGGAAAUAGACAGGAUGGCCCGUGGCUCACUCAUUGUGGUUCUGAUUCGCUAUUUCAGCAUAUUGUCGGAAAAUGUGGUUCAUUCGGAUAUUUUCGAUCGAUUUGUGUUAAUGUCCGGUGAUUCCUCCCACGUACACAGGACACUGGAUUGUUGCAAGGCCCUUUCGAAGACAGUUCCAACGCAAUCUGUAGGACUACUUAUCGCUCACAUGAGAACGUGGAUGGACAACAAGUAUCCUCAGGCUUUGGACGCUCUGCCUUCUGGUUUUCUCGCGGCAUCGGAUAUUGUGACUCUAGGAGUAUGUGCCACUUUUAUGGGCUACCUACAGGAGAAGAUUAAGUAUGAUUCUCAGGUAAAGUGGAAUUUGGAACUGUUGUUAAAAAUUCUAUCUUUUGAGAAUGAAUUUUCUAAGGCGGAGGCUGGAUAUAAUAGCGCGGCGAUUAUUGCGUCUCUGGCCAGAAUAUGCGCUCUUGAGGAUGAAGAGGAUUUGCUAAACACAAAGAUUCCAAUGUUGCUCUCAUCUGUCUCCGACAACGAUUUUGCCACGGUGCCGUGCGUUUCCUUGCUUAAGGGCGGUGGUCUUCUUUAUCUCAAAAAGCAUAAUAUAGUAGCCAAGAUUAAAGAGUCUUUGCGCGUAAAGGGCAUGCCCAGGGAGUUGUUGUUUGUGAAAGAGCUGGCCAACCAGUUCGGACGCCUAUUUGAACCGUACGUGAAAGACAUUUUUUCAACGUUGCUCCGAUGUUUUCCCGACAGCUUUGAUGUGUGCUUAGACACGUGUGCCACAGUUCUUGGUAUACUCACUCCAGUUGGAUUUAAGAGCAUAUUGCCAAUUAUUACCGAAUCAUUGGGUACGUACUCCUCUAACAUUAAGUUGGGGUGCCUGCGUCUUUUGUCGCAAGUGAUUAAAAACUCGAAGCUGCAGUCCGUUAUAAUAAAAAAUGUGAGCGACGUUGUUAAGGUCGUUUCACCGUGCACAACCGACACUCAGAAGGCUGUAAAAGACGCUGCCGAACAUGUGUUGGAUUCUAUUGUUGGGCUGGCUGGAACAGAAUCCAUCCUUUACCCGACUAUGGGCAGCAUACUGAAAGUAUUAUCCCAUCCCUCGGAUAUGAAUGUCCUUUCAACAAUGCAGGCAUUGUAUGAGUAUGCUCGUAAUCAUCCAAAUGAUGAGGGAAAAUCGCAUGCAACAAUCGGUGUGGUUGAGCUUGGUCUGUUGGAACCCGUUUUAUCUCGUUCUUUGAAGUCAAGAAAUGGUUCGUGUCGACAGUCUGCAAUUGUAUUCUCUUCAUGGCUCGUCUAUCGUUGUGGCGGCUAUCGUGAAGUGGAACUUUUCUUCACCACUUUCAUGCCUAACUUGACCGACCAUCUUAAGGAUACGCUUCCGGAAAUUCGCCGAGAAGCUGCAAGAGCGAUUGGUUGUUGCGCGAAUGCUUUUAAAAGGUUUGGUUGUGAUACAUCCAAGGUUCUCAUGAUUGAUUUAAUCAAUCGUCUCAUGAAGUGUUUAAUGGAGUCUAUAACAAGCCUUGAGCGGUGUUCAGCAGCGGCUGGUCUUGCGGAGGCCCUGUGGGCUGUUGAUGACGUUUUCGUAGAGGGCAUUGUCACGAAGGUGCUGAAAAUAUUGGACUCUAGAGACAGCACCCCUCAGAUGCGUGAGGGUUGUUUGGCCCUUUUCAGACACCUACCUCUCACUUGCCAUGAUUACAUGCUAACCAAUCUUGAUACCAUCCUGUCGCGAGUAAUGGGUAUUCUUUGCGACGAGGAUGAACGAGUGCGGGAUAUGGCGUCUAACGUCAUUCGCACGGUAAUAGAGAAGUACCAUGAAAGCAGCAGAGAUAUCGUUUUCAACAAUUUACGGCUGGCCUCGCGGUCGAAGGAAUGGCAGACACGUAACAUUGCACUGCCUUUGCUGCAGUUUCUGAAUACGCUGAAGGAGGACAAUAGAGUGACUGUUGAGCUAUAUAUCGGACGUUACGACCAGAACCCUACUGUGAAAACUACGGCAAUGGAUAUCUGGAAAGGCAUGAAUGUUACUCGAUCCCUUCGCACAAUUUUCCCUCUCGUGCUCCAUAGCGUGAUAGAACUGUUAGAGCAGGAUGAUGAUGAAGAAGAUACAAGGGUACAAGCUGGAGAAUGCAUAACCGAUGCAAUCUCUCGCCUGGGUUCCGACACUGUUAAUGAUUUUAUCGAAGCGAUUCUUAACUGUGAUGGCGCUUUCCGCGGUCGCUGCAUCGGUAUUGCAUCCCUGGCAUCCAAUGGCAAGGCCGGUAUAGAGAAACACCUUCCCCGUAUAUUGCAGUUUUUAAAGGAAUGCCUGUGCAAAACGUGCUCUUGCCACGAGGCUUCGAAGGCGCUUGCAACCUUGGCUGGAUACUUCCCUGCGGUUGUAUCAGAAGUGUUACCUUCUUUGGUAAGCGAUCUAUUCUCCAAAGAUGAGAAGGAUGCGUAUUUGGUGGGCAUAACACUGCUGAUAGAGUCUCAUUCCGAGUGUUACAGUGUUAUUCUGCAGGAGGUGCUAAAUCCGGAACUAGAUGUAACCCGGCUGGCCCUUCUGGAAAGAAUGCUAUGCGCCAAACGCACGAAGGUUGUUUUUUCACAGCAGAACAUCCUGUCACGCUGCCUUAGCCAGAUGCUGCUCUACUACCGAGCAUUCCCCAAGGAAACCAUGGCGUCUUUUUCCGCUUUCGUCUCCUUGGUUAGGGCGGAGUCAGUUAUGCGUUUGAUUCACAUUUUGAUUGAGAUGUUGGACGAUUUGGCUGCUGGGUCCAAUGAUGGCUCCAAAAAGUCAACUUUGAUUGUGUUCGUAUCACGUGUACUGGAGUUACGUGACUGUGAUGUUGACAGCCAUUACGGGAAUGUGGCAGAUUCAUUGUCCCGUUACAUCUUCGCCGAUCCCGGUACCAUGGAAGCAUCGAUUUUGGUUUUAGAUCAGCUCAUCAAGAGUGCGGAGAGGCGUGCAGAACUGGAUAACUUGAUCGGCGCCUUCUCGAAAUACUUCAGUGCAUUCGGCGUUGCCAAUGGCCAGGUACAACAAACGUCGCUGACUACAACUCUUCCGCUGAUGAUGUCGCUUAUACAGAAGGGGCUGGUAAAAUCCAAUGCGAAGAUUGAAGCAGCUAAGUGCGUGACCGCAUUGCACAAGCUAGUCGGAACUGAACAUAUGGGUCCGUUUAUUUUGAAAACCAUUGGCGCCAUAAUUCGGUGUCUCAACGAUAAGUGCCCAUCGCUGCUAAAGAUCUCGUUGUUAGAGGCAAUUCACUCGCUGCUUCACUGCGAAGUGACACAUGUGCGCGUUAUUUUGUACCAGUUGCAAUCGGCGCUCUUCAAGUGUUUGAGUGACGUCAACAGCGAGGUCAACAUGCUAAUAGGCCCAACUUUGCGUCUAUAUGUAAGAUUGGCGCCAAACAAAUCUGAUUCAGUGCUUGCUGACCUGCUCCAACUGGCCUCUGACAAGGUGGGGAAGCCUACGGUAAAAACGGCCUCGUUGCACGCCAUCACGGAGGUAUUGAGUGCACCACCAAAUCUUACCACCCCUCCAUUUGAGGAAUUACUGAGAUUGCUGCAAGAUUGCAGCGGUACCGACAAACAAUUGGUUUGUCAAGCCAUAGGUUUGUCAGCUCAGUUGGAGGGCGAUUAUGGCUCCGAUUGGCUGCCCAAUACCUCGGCAUUGUCUGCGCUUUCGUCCAUCGUUUUAAGCGAUAGAGGCUUCACCAGGCUCUAUCAGACUACGCCUAAGGAUUUCGUCGACGUGUUGCGCCAGAGUUUGAAAUCGGACAUGCCAAGUGUGAACCUCUGUGCGUUGAAUAUAUUCUGUCGAAUAUCGAAGCUGACUCGAUCAUCUCCGUUGGCUCGAGACUUCGUGAAGUCUUACCUGAGCAUCCUACCACCAGGCGCAAAGCUGCCUCCUAGCGGGCAGUCUCAGAUACUUCAAAUUUACAAGCGACUACUCCGUUUUGAGCAGAACGUCCCCAAUUUUGGUUCGCAGUUGGCGUAUAUCAGCGAAGCGAUUUACGGCGUUCCGUUAGUAAAGCUGGAGGCUGAGAAGGUGCUUCUGGUGCUACUUGGACCAUCGCAUGACAUGGACAACAUGCUGUCAUUUAUGAAACAGCAUUCGCCGUCGGACAAAGUUACGAAAUUAUUGUCCGAAUAUGCGCUACGGGUGUUGGUAAAGGGCAACAAAAACGACCAGCUGAGUGACAGCGAUGCGUGA
Babesia bigemina is the source of this 7350-nucleotide messenger RNA. RefSeq names its product HEAT repeat family protein, putative. Lineage: Eukaryota; Apicomplexa; Aconoidasida; Piroplasmida; Babesiidae. The record is from RefSeq and is a predicted model, not a curated record. Bases 1 to 7350 code for a protein of 2449 amino acids. Gene Ontology annotation, biological process: regulation of translation; cellular response to amino acid starvation. Gene Ontology annotation, cellular component: cytosol. The transcript has 3 exons. Gene Ontology annotation, molecular function: protein kinase regulator activity.